Haliotis rubra (blacklip abalone) is the source of this 9247-nucleotide messenger RNA. Its product is annotated as neural cell adhesion molecule 1-like. The transcript has 14 exons. Bases 262 to 2049 code for a protein of 595 amino acids. Gene Ontology annotation, biological process: cell-cell adhesion. NCBI's taxonomy places the organism in Eukaryota, Metazoa, Mollusca, Gastropoda, Lepetellida, Haliotidae. The record is from RefSeq and is a predicted model, not a curated record. Gene Ontology annotation, molecular function: protein binding.
UCGUCAAUGACGUGAAUGGUGUCAACCAAGGCAUCCUGGUCAUCGACGAGCUCCAAGACAGUGACGAGGGCACGUACUCCUGUGUCGCCCAUAACCAAGGGGGGGAUGUGACCGAGUCUGUCUUCAUCAAUACCAUUGUGCCUCCUAUCAUUGAGCCGAUCUGUAAACCAGUCCGAACCUGAGGGUAAUGCAGUGGAGCUUGCGUGUGUUGCCAAGGGCGACCCUGCCCCGACAGUCACCUGGAGAAUCAAGGGAUCUGACAUGACCAUUUCAGACAGUCAAGACGAAGGAAUCAGCAUCGAAUCGUCUGUGGAUAAACAGCCUCUGAUCCAAGUGAUGACUGUGAAGCUGAAGUUCGCCAAACUGGAACCCAAACAUGCCAACAACUACACAUGCUCAGCCUCCAAUGAAGCAGGAACUCAGGAGGCGGAUGGCCGAGUGCUUGUGGAGUUCAAGCCCAACUUCGCAGACACCCCCUACACGUCAACCUACAGCUGGCUAAACCAGAAGACGGAGAUCAAGUGUGUGGCAAACGCCGUACCUCUCGCUGUCAUCAAGUGGAAGCAUAAUGGUGCCAUUAUCGCUGACGGACCCAACUUCCAGAUCAGCUCCGAGAGAGGAAUUCGACAGAUGACCAGCAUUCUGCAGGUUUCCGUGAACGUUGAGAAUGAGAACACUAUCUUUGGGAAGUUCACCUGCAUAGCUGAGAACUUCCAUGGCGAGUCUGAGAACGAGAUAACCUUGCUUCAAGCAGUUGUGCCAUCUGCCCCAAGUAUUUCCAUCGAUGGAGUGUCUCCCACAACCAUCGACCUGCUGAUAACCCCUCAUCAAGAGACUGGCGGCCAACCCAUUAUUGACUACAAGGUUGUGUACUACGCAGAGGGUGAUGAACAAAACAAGGUCACACGAAUGGCUCCUGUCAGCGCAAAUGCCCAGGAAUUGCGAACACGGUUCCUCAUCGAUAAUCUGAGUGCCGAGGUACGAUACUACAUCAGCGUGGAGGCUCGCAACAACGUCGGCUAUGGAGCCAAGGCUGAAAUCUCGGACACAACACCAGCUGUCCGGCAACCAAACCAUCCAAAAGUUACCUCCCCUAGGUCUAGUGAUAAUCCUAACAGCUACAAGUUGGUUUGGGAGAAACCGGAGACUGGCGGCAAACCUCUGACUGGCUAUAAGGUCAAGUAUUACCAGGUGGAACUGAAAGCUGAUGACCCGGAGAAGGUGGAAAAGGUUGUUGGCGAGAUGAUCACCAAGACGAUUGGCAAGGGUGAUACGACCGAGAUUAGUCUAACUGAACUCAUGCCCAACUCGGCCUACGAACUACAGAUCACUGCCAUCAACGCUAUCGGAGAGUCCAUGGCCACAAAUAAAAUAUUCACAACACCACCUGGCGGACUUCCUAAUACAGGCAAAACAGAAGGAAUGGCCACUGCUGCCAUCAUUGGCAUCCUGAUCGCCAUCAUCAUCCUCUUGUUCCUCGUCAUCGAUGUCACCUUCUACUUCACCAAGCAGUGUGGCCUGCUAUGGACAAUCAAGGGGAAGGUUACUGGAGGAGAGGCUGGAGGUGAACGGGCCGAUGCGGAGGCUGCCGAUCAUGAGAAAGAGGCUUUCAUCAAGGAUGGGAAACAGGACAGCGAGGAGCCAUCAGCUAAAGAAAAUGUGGAUGUGGUGAACGAGACAAACAAGUCUGGAGAGGAAGACAAGAUGAAGGAGCUGGAGCCUGAAGAUAAAGAAGAGAAGCCAGUCACAGAGUCUGCGGAGGAGGUAAAAGAAGAGGCCCCGCCCGCCAGUUCCCCCCAGACAGAGAGCCCCCCAGCAACUACUGCGGAGGCGGCGCCGGCAGAGUCAGCAGUUCGAGCCACAGGGAGAAGACAAGGACCCGAAAGUGUAGUUGGAGCUAAGGGAGAUAACCGCUUUGCUGUCAGGUUGGGCUUCAAGUUCGUGAAUGAAACUGUUCAUGUUUUUUUAAUGUUUUCGGAAAUAACCAAGUUGUUGACUUGCCUUUCCAAGGCAUCUUUUGUGUAUACCGUAUCACUGCUUUCAGAAUAGGGGACCAAGUCCUGUCAAUAGAGAGCUAAAACAAGACAUCUACAUUUCUAGUGGUUUGGUCGAAGUGUUAGCGACAUGUUCUCUAUCUCCGCAACCAGAUUUCCGUUUUACGUUUUGUUAAGUCUCUUCUGUGUUAUUUUGCUUACAGUACAUCAAAAGGGUUUGGUGUUUUUCUCUCAGUUAUCGCCGUUUUACAUGUUUUUUGCUCAUUUGCAUAAUGCUGAAUACUCAUGACAUGUCUCAUAUUUGAUGUUUUCAAGCUCAUGGGUUUUCAAGUUUUUGGAAAACAAGUAGUUGUGACGGUUUUGGAAAUCAUUCCUUUUUUACAUUAUCCAUACAAGUGGACGAGUUGUCAUAGCAACAUUUUACUGAAAUAUGGUUCACAUCUUACGGACAUGAUUCCUUGUGGACGUGUCUUGCUAGCAGACUUGCCUGUACAUAUUUCAAUGGGGGGGUGUUUUGCAUUUAGUGGACUUACCGUAAUUCAGUGCCAUUUACACUUUUUGUUUUGUAUGAUAUUGGAAUCAUGAUUCUCAUAUGCUUCUAUUUUUGUUUACACUUCAGAUCUGAGUGUGUUCACACAUUUUGUGAAAUAACAGAGAGUAAAUAAUCUUCAUAUACCACUGACUUCUUUAGGAAUAGUCUUUUUUUGUAAAUAUUACAUUUAAGUAGACGUAAAUAGUAAAGUCACUGCCUUUUGAAUAUAGCCCAACCUCAUUAUUUACAUAUAUACAUAUGUAUUUGUAAUUUUUUGUCAUUAAUGACUAAUAUAGCGGCGGGUAAAAUGUUUUCAUUAGAUUUUUAUAUGAUUGGAUCAAGUAAUUGAUGACAUUUUUCUGUAACUCUGAGAAGGUCUUUGUUCAGAGGCUUUUAUUGACUGUGUUCAAUAUUCAAAUUGAAUUCAAUGGCUUUCAAGAAAAUGGUACUCUUGCACUUGAAAGUAGUUGAACAUCGAAGUGAUGAGAUUUUUCAGGAACACUGACUAAAGUUAACAUCCAAACGAUGACAUUUUUCAGGAACACUGACUACAGUUAACAUCCAAGUGAUGACAUUUUUCAGGAACACUGAUGUAUCAGAGUAUUUGAAGUUGAAGCAAAUGUGUUCAGAAAAGGAAUGAAAUGCUGGAUGGUGUUUUACAUGAAUUGUCGGAAGGAGGACUAGUCACACAACAGGAGGAAAAUGGGGAUUAUUCAGUUAACAAACGAGCUAAUUACAAACUAAUUCAGAAUAAUAUUGUUUGAAAAAUGACUUUAGAACUUGUGGUACAUGUUUAACAAAUACUAGUUCUCAAUGAUUGCUGUGUGAAGUUUCGAAUUUUUAUAACAUUUUUAGAAGCAACUAGUUGUAUCUUGGUGGUAUCCUGUUCAGAGAGACGAGUGUGAUGACCUUGACCUCACCCGAUAUUAUUGACACCAGUGUUGACUCAACAAGACAACAGUCAUCAAUCCAGGAUUUAUUUCCUCCAUUUUUUGUCAUACAAACUAUGUUUAUUUUUUGUGUGUACAAUUUUAUAUUUUGUGUUCCGACAGGGCUGCAAAACUUGAUUACUUGUUUUUAGAUUUUCUUCCUCAUUUAUACACAUACUUUGAAAAUCAUAUUUAAGUGAUGCAUUUGGAUUUUGGAUUUGUUUCAGGGCAUUACUUUGGUAAUUCUUGCUGAUUUGUCGUUAGAAAUAUUUGGGGGUUUAAAAUCCCAUUGUGUGAUCUGAAUAGUGUUUAAGAACAAAUAAUCAAUUUUCUAAAUGACUUUGUGUAAUCAUGAAUAAUAAUUUUAAGCACCAAUAGUUUUUAUGUUUUAUUCACCAGUUUUACAUGUUUUAUUUUAUUUACAGCAUCUAUGUUAGGCUUUUUACAAGUUGACAUUUUUACUUUUAGUCAGUGUGUAGUUAAGGCGUAAUCUGACACUGGGACAACGUUAGCUUUGUGUUUAGAUGUAGAAAUGUUUCAUGCUUUUGGCAUGGUUUUGAAGCUUUAAUUGUUAGUGAUUUGUUGUAGAUUUCAGAAGUUAAUGAUUAUGAUUGGUUGUCAAUCAGUGAUGUUAUACACCAUAGGACUAGCGCUAGACAGCCAAGUUGUCUGAUUCAUAGCUGGAGUUUAAUUGUGUUGUAAAAUGCUGUAAAAAGGGUAUAUUUUUAAAUGUCCAUUUUGGAAGCUUUGAUCUUUUCAAGUUCUGAUGAGAGCAUUUUACUGGGUAGCAGGGAUCGAAUGACACUAUGUAUGAAGCCCAAGAAUGAUAGUACAGCGGUGUUCAGAGCAUGACCAUUACUACAGCAUUAUUCAUGAAUACCCUGUAAGAGAUCCUACAGGUUCAUGAAUACACAGAAAUGUCCUAUGAAAUAAAGCUGGUAAGUCGUUCAUGAAUAUCCAGGACAAGACCAUUUUUACAACAUUGUUAAUAAAUAUUGUAUAUCUCUUGAUAUAAUAUAGAGAUAGCACGAUAUUGGUUCAUGAACUCACAGAAAAAGACCACUGGCAUAUCUUUGUUCAUGAAUAACUAGAAUAGGACCACUAGUACACCACUGUUCAUGAAUAAUUUACAUCAGACAACUGGUAACCAUUGUUAAUGAAUUCCUUCGAUAAGACCAAAUGGUAACAAAUAUUCAUGAAUAAUUUACAUCAGACAACUGGUAACUAUUGUUAAUGAAUUCCUUCCAUAAAACCAAAGGGUAACAAAUAUUCAUGAAUAAUUUAGGUCAAACAACUGGUAACCAUUGUUCAUGAAUAUCCCUGACAAGUCAACUGGUAUCAUAUUGUUUAAGAAUUUUCGGGACAGAACCCUUGUAAAAUAUUGUUAAUGAACCCAAGGAUAGGACCAGUGGUAUAACACUCCUCCAGGGAAAGGAAGGUCCAUGUUUGCCUCUCAGCAGAGCUAGUGUAGUGACAUGUAUUACUAUAGCAUUCCAUUAGACGUUUUUCCAUUCAGCUCUUGUGUGGUUUACAAGGAGUGUUUGUAGCAUAUUGUGUUUUAUCGAUAUUAGCUUUUACUGUGUACGGUUCAGUGUUGAUGACAAUGGAAGUGUUUUUGUAUGAAGGUUUUCUUGUACAUUUAAUAUAACCUUAUCCUGCAUUACUUUGAAUGUAUAUUGUCAGACUUUCGUAGCAACGGGACAGGGGAACAAUAACACGAACUCUAAUUUUCAAUUUUUGCCUUGGUAGGGGAUGUGUUGAUUAUAUACUGAGAGAAACAAAUGAAGGAACACAGGUAAAUUCAAGCUUUCCUUUAAUAUUUUUCAGUUUUCAUAACCAGCUUUGAAUAGCAUUGUGGCAGGGAAUCUGAGAAUAAAUAUAGGAAUACUGCCAUGAAGUGGUGUUCCCUUUUUGUUUCCCUCAGUAUAUUUUUGGUGUAAUAAAUUGUUCUGUGUGCACCUUCUAUUACUUCAGAUCUACUGAGUGUAGUCACGUUUCAGAUGACAUAUUUUCAAGUAAUGCCACAUGUAGUUUCUGAUCCAGUCUAUCUCCAGGAGCUUUGCAUGACAUGUUUGGUGACGACUGUGCAUUUGGGUUCAUUUGAUGUUGUCUUCCAUUUGUUCCGAACAGCACAGAAUUAGCAGGUGUCAUGGAAGGCUGGGGUGUUAGUUUCUACUUUUAUCAAAUACUCUGCAGACGCUGUUCUGUUUUAUCAUGACAUUUCAUACUGACACAAGGUAGUCUGAUUUUGACCAAAGGAACCCAAGAUGGUCUGUCUUUGACCAUGGAACCCAAGAUUAUAUGGUCUUUGACCAUGGAACCCAAGAUGGUCUGGUCUUUGACCAUCGAACCCAAAAUGGUCUGGUCUUUGACCAUGAACCCAAGAUAGUCUGGUCUUUGACCAUGAACCCAAGAUGGUUUGUCUUUGACCAUGAACCCGAGAUGGUUGGUCUUUGACCAGAGGAACCUAAGUUGGUCUGUCUUGUACCAUGGGAACCCAACUCGGUCUGGUCUGUCUUUGACAGUGGGAACCCAACUCGGUCUGGUCUGUCUUUGACCAUGGAACCUGAGACGGUCUUUCUUUGUCCAGAAUAACUCAAGAUGACCUUCUUUGACCUAGAAACUAGCAUGUCAAUUGUUAUGUUGAAACCUCCAUAUUGACUUUGAGCAUGACCAGUCAUUUCUUACCUGCCCCACAUGAGCAAAAUGCUUCAAGUCUACUUGUUCCCCAGCUUUUGCAGCAGUUGAUACAUGGCAUAGACUCUGAAUCCACUGAAUGUCAUAUCACUGUCUCCGUCCAACACUAGUCUGGUUCUGGCUUUGUAGGCUGUGCACUGGGUAGAACCACAUCUAAAACCCUACGUCCUUCUCAAUAAGUCCACAAUCAUCUGUAACUUACAAUGUGAAAUCAGAUCUUUCAGGCUCUUGUAGUCAAAGGCAGAGUUGUCUAUUCCUGGCAGUGUGAAGCAAGGAGUUGGUAAGGUCAUGACAUCCUUUAUAUCAGUGACAUUCAGGCCACUGUAGACGUUGAAAGGUCGCCCAAAUUCAGUCAGGGCAGUGUUAACAAGGAUGGGGUAAUGAUACGACAUGCUUUUUGUCAGGAAUCCGUCAGAUGUCACAUAUAGGAGAAUGUGCCUGCAGCAAAAUAUUAUUAUCAAUAAUGUAUUAAAGCAUGAACAGUAAUUUCCAGUAGGAUUUCAAACAAACAUUGUAUGACAGUAAGAGGAUUUAUAGGUCUGAAGAUGGAUCUGAUGGUUGUGAUUCAUAUUUCGAAGAGUUAUUUUUCUAAACAUGAAAUGUAAUGGUUCACUGUUUUAAGCUUUAAAUUUUCUUGACAGAUCAUUGGCAGUGACAAAAUAAAAACAAUAUUUUCACAUUGUAUGUCAAUAUAACAAUGAUGUUUGACAAAUGUUGGGCAAAGGUUAGAUACUCUUACUGCUUGACUGUUGUGUUCACAUUCUAGAAGUUAUGAUCAAAUAGGAAAGAAACCUGCAAUUUUUAAGAAUAUGUUAUAGAUAUGUUUUUCAAGGAUGCCUAUUAACAGCAGAUCUCUGUAGAUGAGAAUAUUACAGCUUAAAAAUAAACGUGCAGGUUGUAGCAUCUGAAUAUUUCAGUCGAAGGUAGUUUCCAGUUUCAGUGUGAAGGACAAAACACAUGCAGCACAACGCAAAAAAACAUUGUCAAUUUCAUGUAAUCAUGAAUAAUUGUAAAGCUAGUUCAAUUAGUGCUUCUAUAGUGUUUUGAUUAGUGCUUUCACUUGUGCUUUACUGGGUGCUUCCUUUAUUUCUUGUCGAACUUCAGCACCUGUUAGACUAUAGAUCUUUUUAACAUUGAAACAAUCAAGCAUUUACUUGCCUGGCUAAGCCAGUUUGUGUUAUUGUUAAAUGUGUCAUGGGGCUUGGAACAUGUCAAGCAUUUAUGGUGUUUCUUUUGUAGUCCACACCAUGAGGUUUUAUAGAUCUACAUUAAAGUAACAACAUUUCAAUGAAAAGAUCAAGGACAGUAGAGUCACCUUGUCUCAGCCAGAGUACUAUUUAGUAACACACAGUCAUGAGAUGUUUGCUGGAUGUUCGUUAAUUAACAUUUUUCUUACUGAUUUGUUUUUUGAUGACGAAAAAAGAAUUUUAAAAAUCUUUAAAUUUUAAACAUGACGGCUGUAAAUUUUGAAGUUGUUAUGUUUAUUUUUGUUGACAAUAUUAUUUUCCAGUCAGUUAACCAGUGCAGUUUUUUGUACACUUUUGCCUUUCCUGGUUUCUUUCCAGCUUGUGGUUUUCGCAUAGCACCAUACUAUGUAAUAGUAAAGUGAUAUAUUCAGGUACUUCAUAACUUCACGGGCACCUCGAAGGUUGUCGAUCUUCAAUUCUACAGCUUUAUUUUGUUCCAUGAACUGAAACAGUUUGUUGAUGAACAAGCUUUAAUGUUCACUCUUUUUUUCUGGCAAUUUGUAUAAUCACGGGUACACUUUGAAUUCCCUCAUAAUGACUUUACUUUCAGUUCAUGUUGAAAAAAAGUUGUAUAAAAUCAUGUUGUGUUAAAGUUUGAAUCAAAUCCAAGCAAUCAAAGACCGCAAUUAACCAUUUGGUAGAAUGUUACAGUGUUUGUUGUUAGAAUGUUAUUGGUGUCAGCAGAUCCUGUCCAACCAUGAUCAUCAGUACAAUAGCUGUCACAAGGAUAAACAUCAUUUACUGGUCUCCAAAAGUAGAUUUUAAUCACAAAUGUUUGGAAUUGAAAAAUAUAUAUUAUAUCAUGAAUACUUUGUUACGCAAAGUUGAUUAUUCAUUGAAGCUUGCAUCACAUGUGUUACAACACAGCAUAACCCCCCAAUAAUUCCAUACAUUAGCAACAAAAAAUAAAUGACAAUGAUGUUAAAAGACCAGUUCUGUGAAGUAUAUUUUAAAAAAUUUGGCUCUGACUGUUAGUUUGGAAUAUGACCAAGUAUUUUCAGGUGGUUGUUUAAGCAGGAUGUGUUCUUUUAUAGUGCUGACUCUGGUGUCCCCCGCCGUGAUGUUGCUGGAAUAUUGCUAAAAGCGGCAUAAAACCAAACUCAGUCAGUCAGUCAGUUAUAGUGCUGACCUAAUUAUUGGUGAAAAAUAUGGCAGAGUAUUGACAGUUGGUGCAGAAAUGUAGAAUCAGGAAUAAUUAUAUUGUUACCUCAAGGUAAUUGACAAGUUAAGCGGCUUACUCGAGAGAUCCUUUCAGAGAGUUCUGUGGGAUAAGUUCCAUUCAGUGAAGUGGUUAACCUCUAUGUAAAUAACUGAUAUCUGUUUCCAUGGCAGCAAGCAAUGAUAGAAAUAUAUUGAUCUACACUUCCAUCACAGAGACUGCUUAGCACAGACAUUUUGAGCUUCAUUGUUCUGAUAUUCCUAUGAAGCGUGAUGAUGCUGUAUUUUCAGCAAUAGAGGCACAGGGCCAGUGUGAGAUUAGAGCUUUUCAUAUUCAGGGUAAAACUGGCAAAAGAAACGAAGACAGCAACACUUACCAGUCCCAUUCUUUCAUACAGCAAACAAAUGGGAGAUAACUCUGACAAGGCUUAGUGUAUUGUAAUCACUGCUAUGUUCAUGAUAUUACAGCUUAUCGUAGACCAUCUGAUUUCUGAUUGAUGUAGAAUGUUUACUCUUGGGGUAAUGUUGUCAGAGUGGCGUUCUGCUGUGAUUUGCAUUUGCCUCUUGUCCUAGCAGCUGUUGCUUGCUGCGGCUUCCCAGGGAUAUCUGUGUUUACUGUUGCCUGGCUCUUACUCACAUUCUUUAUAUUUGUACAUGACUGUUGUCAAUAAAUGUCACGAAAACACUCUC